AUGGAUACUUCCUCAGAGAAAACUCCUUAUGGACUCCGAUAUAGUAUCUCCGUCCCCUCCGCCUCCAUUGCAAAGCUCAGCCCCGACGGGCACAUGUUCGCGGUAGCAUCCGCGGACAAACUCGUGCGCAUCUAUGAUGCACGCCACGGCCGGCUUGUACGCGCGCUCGUGGGCCACACGCGCGGUGUCUCGGACCUCUGCUGGGCGCCCGAUUCUGCGCAUCUCGCAUCGUGCGCGGACGACAUGACCAUCCGCCUCUGGCGCGUCGAGCACGGCACGUGUCUCAAGGUGCUCCGUGGCCAUACGUACCAUGUAACAUGUCUCCUGUUCAACCCGCGUGGAAACUUGCUCAUCUCGGGCUCCGCGGACGAGGCGAUUCGCAUCUGGGAUAUUGCACGCGGUAAGUGUCUCAAGACGCUCUCGGCACAUUCCGAGGCGAUCUCCAGCAUUGACAUGAGUUGGGACGGUACCAUCAUUGCGAGCUCUUCGUACGACGGCAUGAUCCGUCUUUUCGACGCGGACCUGGGCCAGUGCUUGAAGACGCUUAUUUACGACCGUGGCGACAGUUCGUUCCCUGCGAGCUACGUCCGCUUCUCUCCCAACGGCCGCUACGUGCUUGCCAGCACCUUUGACGGCUGUGUGCGCUUAUGGGACUACACGCACAACAAGGUUGCCAAGACGUACCGCGGCCUGCGACCGCUCUUUGAGAAAUACAACUGUGGCACGCGUUUCGUCACACUGCUGAUGCGUCCCAUGGUGGUUUCUGGUGCCGAGGAUGGCCAGAUCCAUCUCUGGGACAUGCAGAGUAAGGUCAUAGUGGGGUUGUUGAAUACGGGAUCCUCCCCUGUGUUGGAGGUGGAUGUUUGGGAUCAGGGCACAGUGUUAAUAAGCUGCUCGCUUAAGGGUGAUGUACACGUGUGGGAUCUUGUGGAGGGGACGAAGUGA
Molecule: messenger RNA, 945 nt
Organism: Babjeviella inositovora NRRL Y-12698
Lineage: Eukaryota; Fungi; Ascomycota; Pichiomycetes; Serinales
Product: WD40 repeat domain-containing protein
Exons: 1
Coding region: 1-945 (314 amino acids)
Molecular function (GO): protein binding
Source: RefSeq, a predicted model, not a curated record